UACCGUUUCUUAUUACAACCUAAAAAUGUCAGUGUUAGAAGCCAAAAGUUUUAAAUUAAAAUAGCUUAAACAACACCAUACCACUGUGUAUUAUAAAGAUACAAUAUUAUUAUUCCAGGCUGACGAGGGCCGAUGAUCUGCAAGCUGGUAAACAGGGAUCUGGACUCAAGCGUAAGGGAAGAGCUAGAAAUAUUUUUGCUGCAGCUGUCCAAUCACAAUGUCAGAUUCUCCGCUCUCGGAUUUUUUAAGAUCAACAAUGAGACUCUAACAGUAAUUGGAGGAGCAGUAACUACCGACCUGGUUCUACUGAUCCAGUUUGAGACUGCCACUUUCCACCAGGACUGAGGAAGAUUGGUGUUCAGAC
Messenger RNA from Homalodisca vitripennis (glassy-winged sharpshooter), 364 nucleotides. RefSeq names its product gustatory receptor for bitter taste 66a-like. The record is from RefSeq and is a predicted model, not a curated record. Gene Ontology annotation, biological process: sensory perception of taste. The coding region runs from base 133 to 345 and encodes 70 amino acids. Gene Ontology annotation, cellular component: dendrite; membrane; axon. The transcript has 3 exons. Lineage: Eukaryota; Metazoa; Arthropoda; Insecta; Hemiptera; Cicadellidae.